UGCCAGGGAGAGACCAGGCAGGACGCCCCCCGCCCAGGCCUCUGCAGGGGUGGCGACAGGAGCGCCAGGUCCCCCGUGCUCGGCCAGGGAGAGGACCCCAUGCAGGACGCACGGGGCGCACAGGGCGCCCGCCCCGGCAGCCCCGGGCAGGCGGCCGACAGGUGGGGGCCGGGCCUGUGCCGGGGCGAGAUCCAGUUUGGAGGGUGCGGGAAGAACCGAGGCAGGUUCGUGAAGGUGCAGAGCGACGUGGCCCCCGCUGUGCUCUUCAACCUGCUGAGGGCCGAGUGGCACCUGCCGGCCCCCAACCUCGUGGUGUCCCUGGUGGGCACGGAGCGGCCCCUCGCCAUGAGGCCGCGGCUGCGGGACGUCCUGCGCAAGGGGCUGGUGACGGCCGCGCAGAGCACCGGCGCCUGGAUCCUGACCAGCGCGCUCCGGACCGGCCUCGCCCGCUACGUGGGGCAGGCCGUGCGCGACCACGCGCUGGCCAGCACGUCCGCCAAGGCCCGCGUGGUGGCCAUUGGCCUCGCCUCCCUGGGCCGCGUGCUGCACCGCCAGCUUCUGGACGACGCCCCGGAGGGCAGCCCCGUCCACUACCCCACGGACGACAGCGGCGGCCGGGGCCCCCUCUGCGCCCUGGACAACAACCACUCGCACUUCGUCCUGGUGGAGCCGGACGCCCCCGGGGACGGGGACGGGCCGACCGCGCUGUGGCUGCGGCUGGAGAAGCACAUCUCGGAGCAGAGGACCGGCUACGGGGGCACCGGCAGCAUCGAGAUCCCCGUCCUGUGUCUGCUGGUCAAUGGGGACCCCGGCGCCCUGGAGAGGAUCUCCAGGGCCCUGGCGCUCGCCACCCCGUGGCUGAUCCUGGCUGGCUCGGGGGGCGUGGCGGACGUGCUAGCCGCCCUGCUGGGCCACCCGAGGCCCCUGCCGCCCCAGGCCGUGGAGCGGCAGCUCAGAGAGAAGUUCCCCAGCGAGCACUUCCCCUGGGAGGACGUGCUGCACUGGACAGAGCUGCUGCAGAGCAUCACCGCCCACCCUCACCUGCUGACCGUGCACGACUUCGAGCAGGAGGGCUCCGGGGAGCUGGACACCGUCAUCCUCAAGGCGCUGGUGAAAGCCUGCAAGAGCCACAGCCAGGAGCCCCAGGACUACCUGGACGAGCUCAAGCUGGCGGUGGCCUGGGACCACGUGGAUAUCGCCAAGAGCGAGAUCUUCAACGGGGACGUGGAGUGGAAGUCCCGCGACCUGGAGGAGGUGAUGAUGGAUGCGCUGGUGAGCGACAAGCCGGAGUUCGUGAGCCUGUUCGUGGACCAGGGCGCCGACGUGGCCGACUUCCUGACCUACGGGCGGCUGCAGCAGCUGUACCGGGCCGUGCCGCCCAAGAGCCUGCUCUUCACGCUGCUGCAGCGCAAGCUGGAGGAGGGCCGCCCCGCGCCGCCCGCCCGGGGGCCGCCGCCCGCGGGGCCGCCCGCCUUCUCGCUGCACGAGGUGUCCCGCGUGCUCAAGGACCUGCUGCACGACGCCUGCCGCGGGCUCUACCAGGUGAGCGGGGCGCGGGGGGGCCGGCCCGGGGGCCGCGGCGGCGGGGAGAGGGGCCCGGCCCGGCGGCCCGCCGGCCAGAAGUGGCUGCCGGACCUGACCCGGAAGAGCGAGGACCCGUGGCGGGACCUGUUCCUGUGGGCCGUGCUGCAGGGCCGCCACCAGAUGGCCGCCUACUUCUGGGCCAUGGGCCAGGAGGGCGUGGCCACCGCCCUGGUCGCCUGCAAGAUCCUCAGGGAGAUGUCCCACCUGGAGACGGAGGCCAAGGUGGACCUCACGGCCCGCCGGGCGGCGUAUGAGCAGCUGGCCCUGGGCCUCUUCUCCGAGUGCUACAGCAACAGCGAGGACCGCGCCUUCGCCCUGCUGGUGCGCCGCAGCCCCGCCUGGGGCCGGGCCACCUGCCUGCACCUGGCCGCCGAGGCUGACACCAAGGCCUUCUUCGCCCACGAAGGGGUGCAGGCCUUCCUGACCAAGAUCUGGUGGGGGGACAUGGCUGCCGGCACAUCCAUCCUACGGCUGCUGGGGGCCUUCCUCUGCCCCCCACUCCUCUACACCGACCUCAUCACCUUCAGUGAGGAGGCCCCGCUGCAGGGUGGCCAGGAGGACCUGCAGGAGCUGGACAGCCUGGACUCGGAGCGGAGCCUGCUCUGCAGGCCGGGCGGCAGGGCGGAGCCGCCGGCCGCGGCGCGGAGGAGCCGGGGCGGGCGCGGGCCCCGGGCGGCCUUCCUGCUGGCGCGCUGGCGGCGGUUCUGGAGCGCUCCGGUGACCGUGUUCCUGGGGAACGUGCUCAUGUACUUCGCCUUCCUCUUCCUGUUCGCCUACGUCCUGCUGGUGGGCUUCCGGCCGCCGCCCCAGGGGCCCUCGGCGCCCGAGGUCGCCCUGUACUUCUGGGUCUUCACCCUGGUGCUGGAGGAGGUCCGGCAGGGCUUCUUCACGGACGAGGACACGCACCUGAGGAAGAAGUUCGCGCUCUACGUGGAGGACAACUGGAACAAGUGUGACAUGGCGGCCAUCUUCCUGUUCAUCGUGGGCGUCGUCUGCAGGAUGCUGCCCGCGGUGUUCGAGGCCGGCCGCGCGGUCCUGGCCGUGGACUUCAUGGUGUUCACGCUCCGCCUCAUCCACAUCUUUGCUGUGCACAAGCAGCUGGGCCCCAAGAUCAUCAUUGUGGAGCGGAUGAUGAAGGACGUCUUCUUCUUCCUCUUCUUCCUGAGCGUGUGGCUGGUGGCCUACGGCGUGGCGACCCAGGCACUGCUGCACCCGCACGACAGCCGCCUGGACUGGCUGUUCCGCCGCGUGCUCUACCGGCCCUACCUGCAGAUCUUCGGGCAGAUCCCGCUGGACGAGCUCGACGAGGCCCGUGUGAACUGCUCGGCGCACCCGCUGAUGCUGGGCGACUCGCCGUCCUGCCCCAACCUCUACGCCAACUGGCUGGUCAUCCUCCUGCUGGUCACCUUCCUGCUGGUCACCAACGUGCUGCUCAUGAACCUGCUCAUCGCCAUGUUCAGCUACACGUUCCAGAUGGUGCAGGGCAACGCGGACACCUUCUGGCGGUUCCAGCGCUUCCACCUCAUCGCAGAGUACCAGGAGCGCCCCGCCCUGGCCCCGCCCUUCAUCCUGCUCAGCCACCUGAGCCAGGUGCUCCGGAGGGUCUUCCGGAAGGAGGCCAGGCGGAGGCGGGCGCGCCUGGAGAGAGACCUGCCGGAGCCCCUGGAGCAGAAGAUGGUCACCUGGGAGGCGGUGCAGAAGGAGAGCUACCUGAGCAAGCGGGAGAAGCAGAAGAGGGACGGCGAGGGGGAGGUGCUGCGGAGGACCGCCCACAGGGUGGACGUCAUAGCCCAGCACCUCGGGGGGCUGCGAGAGCAAGAGAGGCGCAUCCGGGGCCUGGAGUCACAGGUGGAUCACUGCGCGGCGCUCCUGUCCUCCCUGGCGGACCGGCUGGCCCCGGGCACCGCCCUCCGCAAUGCCCGGAACUCUGGCACCAGGAAUCCGCAGGCCCCUGCAGAGCACGGAGCGGGCCCAGGGAGCAGGGAACCCCCACAGGCGGGCCCCCUGGCCUCGGACACCUGAGACGCUGGACUGUGGGCACUCAGCGUCCCUUCUCCCAGAGCCUGCAGCGCGGCCCCCGGGCCCUGACCAGGGCGGGCAGGGGACCAUGGCCCUUGGCUGGUCACCCCAGAGCCGACCACCACCACUGCCCCCU
Phyllostomus hastatus (greater spear-nosed bat) is the source of this 3739-nucleotide messenger RNA. It is a transcript of the gene TRPM5, whose product is annotated as transient receptor potential cation channel subfamily M member 5. Gene Ontology annotation, biological process: calcium ion transmembrane transport. Lineage: Eukaryota; Metazoa; Chordata; Mammalia; Chiroptera; Phyllostomidae. The coding region runs from base 100 to 3606 and encodes 1168 amino acids. The record is from RefSeq and is a predicted model, not a curated record. Gene Ontology annotation, cellular component: membrane. Gene Ontology annotation, molecular function: calcium-activated cation channel activity; ligand-gated calcium channel activity. The transcript has 26 exons.